Messenger RNA from Leptinotarsa decemlineata (Colorado potato beetle), 10926 nucleotides. It is a transcript of the gene Eip93F, whose product is annotated as Ecdysone-induced protein 93F. Gene Ontology annotation, molecular function: DNA binding. Gene Ontology annotation, biological process: regulation of transcription by RNA polymerase II. NCBI's taxonomy places the organism in Eukaryota, Metazoa, Arthropoda, Insecta, Coleoptera, Chrysomelidae. Gene Ontology annotation, cellular component: nucleus. The record is from RefSeq and is a predicted model, not a curated record.
UUCUGAUUUUAGAGCGAAGCCUAGGAUGUCCGCAGUGGCAGGCCGUAGAACCUACACAGAGGACGAACUCCAAGCGGCGCUCAGAGACAUCCAAUCGGGAAAAUUAGGGACGCGAAGGGCGGCCGUCAUCUACGGUAUCCCCAGAUCGACGUUACGCAACAAAGUGUACAAACUGGCCCUGGAGAGGGAGAGAGAGUCGCACAUCAACAGUUCGGCUCCCCUGAAACUCGAAGAAGAAGAAGCGAUGGACGAUGACAAGGAGCUGUCGGGCGCCGAAGAGGAAAAGGAAGUCGAGAAAGCCUUGCAGGCGCCGCUGCUUUCCAUGGCGGAUCUGUACAGAUUUUCAGGAAGAGAACAGCCCCCCGACGCCUUGAAGACACUGCUCCAACGGGGCAAAGAGGGGAUGAACCCCAGCGAGAUGGGGCCGUACAUAAAAAAUCUCAUUAUGGCGUCACAGAAUAUCCUCGCGAAUCAAAAAUCGCCCGAAGGCACGCCAAUGAUUCCGGAACUGAUGAAAAUGAUAGCCGAAGAACAACUAUUGAAACAGCAGCAUCAGCAAUACAACAACGGCGACAACGAGAGGCUGUUGAGGCCGAGCCCGAGCAAUUCUGUCAUCACGAAAAUUGAAAGGGCCAAAUCCGAGUCGGACAUGGAAACAGAAGACUCGCCGUCGAAUGUGAUACUGAAAAUUCCGUCCUUUAGGCCGACGUCGAGUAAAAACGGUUGCGAUAUCUUUAGGAACCCGGUGGAAGCGACAGGUAGUAUGAUUUCGCCGCCAGUAACCAGCGAAUCUGGAUCUCCUCCCAUCAUGCCCAAUAAAGGGUUGAUAAUCAAAGACGUUAAGGAUGUUAUAGCUCAAAGCAUCAGUCAAAAAUUCCAACAGUCUCUCGAACCGAGAAGGCCGAUUAUAGAAGUAGACUUUAAGAGGGGUAGAUUUACGCCUCCCCUGGGGGCGGGCAUAUCCGUCAUCAAAACUCAACAUGAAAUGAACAGGCAGUACCAACCCCCGCCCAAGCCGCAACAGCAUUUAAACAACACCACCACCACGACAGGUGGAAAAGGAACCCGCCCCAAACGAGGAAAAUACAGGAACUACGACCGCGACAGCUUGGUGGAAGCCGUCCGCGCGGUCCAACGUGGCGAAAUGUCCGUCCAUCGGGCGGGCAGCUACUACGGCGUGCCCCACUCCACGCUCGAGUACAAAGUAAAAGAGAGACAUUUGAUGCGACCGCGCAAGCGCGAUCCCAAACCGAACCCGGUCGACGAGAAACUAGCGACGCUCAAGCAAAACGACAUCCGCCUGGCCCAAGACAAGAUGAAGCCGAUGAUGAAGCCGCCUCAGCAGAAGUACCCGCCGACGUCGCCAAACGGCAUGAAGCUGCCCAUCUUCGAGCCGGGAAUGACGCCUUUGGCAGGCUACAAUGCUCCCCCGUUUCCGUUCUGGCCGCACCACCCGGGCUUCGCGCAUCUUCCCCUGGACUACGCGAGGAACCCCACGUCGCCUUUUCCUCCACCCAGCCCGGACUUCUUCGCGUCGCAGAUGAUGCAGAAGCUGCAGGAGGAAUCGUCGAGGACGAUGUCCGCGGUGCCGUCGCCUGCACUCGCCAAAAACGCCCGCCAGAUGGCGGAGUCUCUGCUCGAAGGGCCUGGAGCGAAUGGGUCGUUUUUGGACGGCAUCAUCCGAUCGAGUUUAGAGUCGGGAGUGCCAGUGAGUGAGGAGAAAUCUUCGAACGAAGAGAAGAACCUCGCGCCCGAAAAUAUGUCGAACAAGGCGCUGCUAGACCAGCUCUGUCGGAAUAGUAGGCUGACGCCUUUGUCGAAGCCCGCAGCGACAACGGAUGGGAACAGUUCCGGGGACGAAUCUUACGCUAAAGGUUUGAGUCCUCUGAACUUCGCCACAGGAGCGUCCCACGAAGACAACAACGAUGACGAUUCGUCAUCGAGAUAUGAAAAAGACGUUUCCGACGUCAACGCCAUCGAACUCUCAAACGAUUCGAACGCUUCGAGCGAGAGGAAGGCGACCGACGAGACGGAGAGGAAACAACCGAGAAUUUACCUGAACCAGGACCUGGCCAAGCCAGAAAACUUGAAGCCCGAGAUGUUGGUGCGUUUUCGGGAGGCGCUCGACCAUAACGGCUUGAACGAGAGCAGCGCUUCAGAAAACGACGGCCCCCAAGACUGACAUCAACCGGAAAGAAAAAACGUUUGUACCUUUGUAAGUGAAAGAAUUUUAUACUGAAGACGUGUACUAUACGCAUCAGCGUAUAUUUAUAUAUAAUAAAUAAUUCAAAAGUUUCCACGUUGGAAACGCGCGUGGUUGUAAGUGAAAAUCGAGCUCGAAAUGACGGUGUUUGUUGAUAAUAAUAAUUUAUUUUCGUUUUCUCGUUGAUUUUUAGCGUAGUGUUUUGGUAAGCAUCAAAGCAGUCAACUGUAUAUUAGGUGUUUUUUGACUCUAAAAGUAUAUUACUGAACAGCUUAUCCGUGGAACUGGCCGGUUCAACAAUUAUUAUCAUUCUAAUAAUAAUAUACAUCAGAUGAUUACAAAAAAACUGCCUACCAUCGACUAGUGAGGUCAGCUUUGAAUCCAAACCACUGGAAAUUUCAUUUCAAGGUCGUUGGACAUUCCAAAAUUGUAACAGUCAUUGUACUCAUUUCGUUUUCAAUUAUAUUACCAUUUCGAUUCAAAAUUUAUACUCCGUUAAUUGAUUCCAAUAUUUAUUUGAUUAAGUUCUUCAAGACACUCAAAUGUAUGCAUUUUUUUAGUUAUAACGUCAUUCUUGCCCGGUUGUGAUUACAGUGUGACCAGAAAGUUUAAGUUAAUUUAUAUAAUGGGGAUUUCUAAUGCCAUUUUUUGGAGUAACGAAUCAUUUUUCAAAACUAUUCAACAUAUGAUAUUUGAUGGAAUAUUAUGAGUUGUAUAUUUUUUUCUAUUAAAAACACUUUUUCGAAAAACAAUCUUUUGUUCAAUCAUAUUUUCAGACACAUUUCAUUAAAUAAUAAAAAAAUGGUUCCUUUCGUAAUUUUUUCACCACAAUUGCUUGCUGAUUGUGUAAUUUUUUCUCACAACUUUUUUAUUGCGAACAAAAUAUUGUGUAGCGAAAAUUAUAAAUUAUUUUUAUUUUUUCAAAUAUAUACAAAAAAUAUAUUUCAAAUGUCGACAACUAACAACUUCAAUUAUCUAAUAGAAAACGAUCUGUGACAUUUGUUGGAAGUUUACCUUUUUUUUCCCCACAAAAAAUUAUCUUAGUUUAGUAUCUGGAAAAUCAUUCUCUCAUUCCUAAUUUUUUUUACUAAUGCAUUCCAUAAUUGAACGAACAUAAUCAAUACUGUCCAAACUCUCUUCCGUUGAACGUUUUUUUAUCCAAUCAGUGGAGGUGGUUUUUCUGUAACGUACAUUUUCAAAAACUCUCCCGCAUUUUGGUCGUUCCGCGCAAAGAUAAAUGUUCACUGUUCGAUGUAUUUGGCAUGUACCAAAAAGAAACCUACUUAUCAUAAAUGUAUUCUCUAUGUGUCUUCGGCGUCGCGUAUACCUCAAACUGUAUAGAAAACUACACGAUUCAUGUUUACAUGCAUUUAAACUGCUUUGAUGAAGAAGAAUGGUUAUACGUGGGGGUGGACUUUGAUCUGGACGUCAUGCCUCUACCUACAUUCUUGGUAAAGAUGAUUUCGUUUCAGAUAAGUGGCCGGUUAACCUUUCAAAACUUACUUUGGGAAUAUAAUAUAGGUGGCCAUCCUUCUGGAAUAUUUUUCCAAUCCUGAUCUUUUUAUAUUCGCGAACCUCAGGCAUUCCAUCAUGAACUACUUAUGAAUAGUGAAGACACGCCUGAAGAAGCUAUUGUAUAGCGAAACACGUGUUGCGUUUUUGUAAAACUAUUUAGUGAAAAUCACACAAUGAAGUGCUCUUGCAUACACUAUGGAUUUUCAUCAAGUAUCCAUCACAUACCAAUAGCGAUAUUAGCUUUUAUUUUGAGGGGAUUUGAACUUAGAAAAAUGUUUAGAUAUGUCAUAGAACUGGCCGGAAUAUACUGAUAGAAAUCCAUCAAAGUGAUUUAAGUGAUACUUUAUUGUGACAGUUUCUUUCAAAAUCGCCACACGUUUAUUAACGGUCAAAUAAAAAAUUCAAAAGUAUUUAAAAAAAAGUUCAACUAUUCUUCAACUCUAUUUGAAGAAAAAUCAAACAGAAGUUUUCAAAAGUAAACUCAAGUAAGAUUAAAGUCAAAAGUAAGAAACAUCCAUCGACUUCUUCAAUUCUUUAGGAUGCCAUUUGGACUGUGAAAUCCCCCUGAAGCCUCGCAAAGGGUGAUUGAUGGACAAGCAAUCAAAAGUUGAAACAGGUGAAUAAAAUGUUUAAUUCUCGAGUUUUGAUUAAAAAUUUAAAGUCAUAAAUACAUACGAAUACAGUUUUUGAAAGUGUUUACAAAAUUUUGGUUGACAAAUAACCUAUUAGUUUGCGCAACCUACACUAUUUUCAAAAGGCUCAACCUACCUUAACUGAAAUGAAAACAUUUUCCGCAAGUUUAUAGGAGAGAAUUGUCGCAGAUCAAGGAUUUCCCCCGGACUAUUAUAUAUCGAAAACCCUGGGAUAUUCCCAAAAUUGAAAAAUUAUAUCUAUCUGUGAUUUAAUCAAAAUUUUUGAUGUAUAUUUUCUCUAAAAAUAUCUUAAAUAUUAUUAUAUGAAAUUAAACAAUUAGAGAUAGUUAAUUGAUAUGAAUAUUUGAAUUCUGAUGAACCAUUGGAAAAUUGAUUGUGGAAAUUCUUUGAAACCAUCAGUUUUCCAAGUGAUAUUUUUUUGUUUUCUUUGUCAUAUAACAAUGAAGUGCAAUUAGAUGGUAUAUACAUACAUAUAUAUUUACAUCAAUAUUAAGUAGUAUAUAAGAUAUAUUGAAUAUAUUAUAUAUUUGAAAAUGGAAGCUAUUUUGUUUUGAGAGAAAAAAGAUUGACUCCAGGUAGAGUUUAAAAAAUGCUUUAUUCCCCCUUCAACAACCGUCAGAUAACUUACUACAACCAACCAAAACCAAACCGAUACCGACAGUUAAAGGUAGUCAAAACUAUAAACGUCAUUUCAUACUAACUUUUUUUUAAUGAUGAUCCCAAAUUUUGAGUCAAGGUAACAAGUGGAAAAUCUAACGAUAUUUCUACAGCUUAUCUUUUCUGUGUGAACGAAUCAUUUCAAUUAAGAAAGUUUCUUGUGCUUUAACAAUUCAGAUUGUCGUGAAGGUCUACAUCACUUUUGUAUCAGCCUAACAUAGAAACAAAAAUCUUAAAUGAUUUAUUUUGAGCACUGAUUCAUUCUGAGGAUCCACAAAAGGUAUUACUGUCACUUGAGUAAAUCGUAAAGUCGAUAAACAUAGAAAACAUUUGAAUUGAGGAGAUUAAACUUAACUGUACUGAACCAAUCUUCAAAUAUUUUUUUUCUGUAGACCCCUUUUAGUGAUGUUCUCGAUUCGUCUAGAUACAUUUGGGUUACAAAAUACUCCUACUACUUUACAAAGAGACAUGACCUGUUUUUCUCUCUUGAAAUGAUUAUUGUAUCUGCUGCAACCUUUUGUGGCUGAAAUAAAAUACUGAUUCUGAUGAUAAUAAUAAAAAAAAAUCAAUCCAUGGAAUUUGUCUCGUUGAUUCCAAAAUAAUUCUGCAAUUACGGGAAUUGGAAUAACUACUAUGGAAAUGGAGUUUCUCAAUAGGUUAACUAAAAGAAUCACAAAGUAUGGAAAAAAAUAUGUGUAUGUUGUAAUCGAGCAGUGAAUCUACACGACAAACAAUUUUCUUCAUUCAAAACUAAGGGAGUUAACAUUGAAUCAUUUGAAAAUGAAGGGGUUUCCAUUGGAUAAAAGUUAGGUUUCCUCGAGUUCUGUAACUUGAUUCGUUAUUUGGAUAAGUACCCAAAGUUGGCAUGAACUGACGCUUAUGGGAUUUGGCAACCAUCAAACCAAACCAGAUUUUACAGUGAACACAUAUUUAAGUUGGACCAAUAAAUGCAGUAUGUUGUAUAUAUUGUGGUAUGCUUUUCAUACAUAUCGUUUGAGGGCGCCACUGAAUCGAACACGGUUCCAAACAGUGACUAGUUUUAGUUGAUGCCAGAAUCAAAACGAGCCCCGGAGACUCAGCCGCGUCCUCAAAACAAAACAUUCCAACCAUAUAUGUGCCAGAUUUUUUAUUCGCAACAAAUUAGAGUUGAAACAAAUGAAUUAUUAACAGAUUUGUGAUCUCGGCCCUAAGGGCCUCCUAGAUCAUUGGAAUGCGUCUUUUUUUCGAAAAGAAAAUGUUACGUUUGAAGCUUCGAGCUUCCUAGUUCUUGUAGUUCUAAGGUUUUUAAAAAAAACACUGUUUUAAAUGUUUGUGUGUCUCACUUUUGCGCUUGCAAUGCAACAACAGUAUAAGCUCAACUUUCAAAAGCGAACCUAACUUGUUAUACAUUCGUAACCUCACUUUCAAUAUACCUCUGAUGAAUUGUACUCGCCAAAUUUUUAUGUUCAAAUUUAUACAAGGUUAGGGUGAUUUUGAGUUGAGCGGAAAACAAAAAUAGUCUCGGCUUUAGUGUAACAUGUACCAAAUUGUGAAUUUCGCGCGAAAAUUCAGAUAAGCAAGUGUGCCACCGAUUCUGUGCAAUUUUUCAAUUCCUAGUGUUUAUGAAUCGUUUACAUUAAUUUUAAUGUGAUACUUUGUUAUAUAAAGACACGUUUUUUUAACGCCUCUUUACUUUUUUUUAUAAAUGCGGUCCAAACGAAUGUUGAAGUCAACAGUGUAAAAGUAACCUUACAAGUAUACGCGUAAAAUAAUAUUUUUAAUGUUGAAAAUCUCUUGCUUCUGAAGCAACGCUGGAUUAGAAAACAAGCUAUUGUGUUCGUAAAUUGUUAUCAAAUGUUUGUAUAUGAUACAAUGCAGACUUUUAUUUUGAAUGUUAAAAUAUUAAUUUGUAUAUUGUUGUAGCCUUCGAGUUUUCACAGGGUAGUUUAUUUUAGGACGGCUUGUCAAGUGAUUUCUUUUAUUUAUAUAUCUACUGUUCUUAUUUGUUGUAUAUGUAUUAUUUGUUUAACAAUUAUAUGGCAUGCGAUUGCUUAGGAGACCCUCAACUAAAAUAGACUAUUCUGUACCGGCCCUUAUAGUUUCUUGCACCCCCAACCCAAAGUGUCAGUAUUUUGUUUGAAAAUAACGGACCAAGGUCUUGUUAGAUUUAGAAGUAUCAUUCCAUGUUUAGCUUUUUUUCACAACUAUAAGACUUCUAUAGUUUUUAUUCCUAAAUAUUUUUUUACGUACACAUAAUUAUAAUGAUUUUUAUAGCAAACGUAUUUGUUAAUUAAUUUUUAGUUCUGUAGCUCGGUAAGAUUUAUGGAUUAAGUUUUGCUUUAAUAUCGUGUAAAUAGAACUCUCAGCGCACCUCAAUGUUGUGUGAACGCUGACAAUUCAAAACGUUGAAACCUCUAUGCAAGUCGGUUUAGUUUAUUCAACAAGAUUUUUUUCAGCAUCCAUAAUAAACAAUAGUACGUACAAUUUCCCCACAUUCAACCACACUGAAGACAGAGCAAAAUUUCGUGAGAAGUUGGUAUUAUGUAGAUUGUGUUAUGUUUUUACGUUGCGAUAUUUUUAGACGAUUUUUCUCGGGUGCAGAUUUCAGUCGUUUUCCAACACAGCCUUACAGAACUAUCACACAAAGCCAGUAUUGAAUAUCAAGAAGUAUUUUUUUCAUGAAUCUGAACGUCACUUGUUAUAAUUCGAACUCAAUCAUUGUCCUUUGUUGUAUGUUCAGUAUUCAAAAUAGUCGUACUAAAAUUACGACUAUCAUCAUCAGCAAUAGCUGAUCAACAGAAAAACAGAUUUUUAAAACAGAUUUCUCUAUUAGAGUCCACUUACUUUAAUUGAUGUCACUAUAUAGAUUACUAGAAUUUAUGGACAAUUUAGCUGUUCAAGCAUAUCGAGAACCGAAAAAUAACCAACUGAAAACGAUGUAGAAAUAUUCUUUCAACAAAUAAACAAAAGAAGCAUCUAGAUUCUCCUGAGAAUUCCCACUCCAGGACUCAUUGAAAAAUGUUGAUUAAAAAAUAUGAACAUCAUGACAAUGAACUCGUUGUUUUCCAAAUUCAGAAAUAGAAAAAGCCUUUUCUAAAUACUCCAUAAAACCAUUACCGAUUAAUGUGAUUACCCUUCGGAUUUCAAAAUGCACCUGAUACCUUCCAUAGAGUAAUGGACUUCUUUAGCAUCACAUUUUUUUCUGAACAUUCUGAAAAAUAUCAAUUGAAAAAGUAUUUCCAUUCAAUUCUUUGAAGGUUUUUCGAGAUAUGAAACCAAAUUAUCAAUAAAAUAAAAAAAAUUCAAAUGAAAGUGAUAUCUUUUUUGCAUGCUAUCAUCGUUAAUAUAUUUCGUUUUUGGAGAAAAACAUCAGUUUUGUUGAUCAAAUAUCUUUUUAUUCGAUAUCUGGACGAAAGUAAACAACAGUAGGACGGAUCAGUCACAGUUUCAGCCUUAUCUAUUUUUCGUUGACUCGCUCACACACCAAUGACACUCGUGGAAACGACACUUUCGACCACCUGUUUCAUAUUGUAGAUUUUUUGACAUACAGAGUGUAUACUUAAUAGUUAGUAGUUACUAUAUGUCAAGCUCUGACACUUACAGUACAAGGUUAGGUUUAAUACCCACUAUAUAGUUUUUUGUAAAUGAGACACUAAUAACAAGGUGAUGGCACUUAACUAAUGUUGUAGGUUAAGAAACUUUACUUAGUAUAAUAGUAUCAGUAGAUUAAAUUUAAACCCCUCUACUUACGCUUGUCUUCACUGUGGUAGCAAAAAACAGGUUCAAACAGGAUUAUAUCGUGGCAUAUUUCAAAACGAAAUUAUCUACAACAAACUUUUUUAUAAUUUUUUAAUAAUGAAAAUAAAUUUCAGUUGAUGCUUUUGAAGUGGUUUAUCAAAUUGUUCUGGAACAUUUUCAUUUGUAGAAACGAAUACAUACCUCAACACUCACAUUGAGUAACAUUUUCAACAUAGCAUCAAGUGUAUUUCAAGAUUUUUUUCUUCAGAUAUGAUUAAUGAAUGAGGUGCUAUUGAUUUAUUUGGAAGUGAACGAAAUCUAACAUCCGUAGUAUCUGAUAGCCUUCUCUACAGAACCAUAGUUUACUCUCCACAACUAUAGCAAAAUACAUCAUGUUCUACAUACCUAUACAACACAUGGUUUAUAUUGACUUCAUAACAACUUUUUCCAAAGAAAACAGGCCAACCUAUGUAUAUCUUGCAAGACGAGAAAACAUAACCUAGCCUCAACUCUAGUUGAAAAUCAGAGAUAUUGCUGAUUACACAACAGGCCAACUUCUGUCUAUCUUGCAAGACGAGAAAACAUAACCUUUACCCUCAACUCUAGUUGAAGGUCAGAUAUUGCUGAUUAUACAACAGCCCAACGUCUGUCUAUCUUCCAAGGCGAGAAAACAUAACCUAACCUCAACUCUAGGUUGCUGUCAGAGAUGUUACUGAUUACACAGCAAUAUCUCUGACAGCAAACAUAACCUUACCUCAACUUCCAAUAUAUUUUUAAGUUCCUUGUUCAAAUUUGAUAAAUCAUUUCAAAAUAAAACGUCGCUCGUAACUGUUUCCCUUAUAAUAUGUAGUUGAAACAACAAUAAAAAGUAACGACGGCAGAAAUUAACGUUUAUAACGAAAUCAACAAUUAUAAUUGACAGUUACGACCUUGAAUUUUGAAGCCUAAUUUGAAUUUGAAUUGUUGAAAUAAUUGAGAAAAGUUUAUUUAAUAAUAAAUCGUAGAUUAGUAGGUUGAUAUAGGCAUAAACUUUAAGUAGAAGAUAUAAAGCACUCAACACCAAAGUGUCUUCUCGCUUGUUAUGAUUUUGAGAAUUUUGUACCUGUCCUUGGUGCGUUUAAAAAUUUUCGAUUCGUCUAGUCUGAAUCAAGAACACGUGUGUUUAAAAUUGGUAGGAAUUUUUUUUUAUUAGGAAAAUUGUGAUCGGUCGUUAAAUCGGCGAAGACUGAAACAGACUUUAGGGAAUAUACGGAAAUCGUUUUCAGUUCAACUUGCAAUCGGUUUCGUAACCAACCAAAAUUUUAAAAUAUGCCAUCAUUGACAAAAUCGCUUACGUUUUAUUCUACACUGGGACCAAAAAAUACCAAUUCAUAUCUGAAAUAUCAAAACCCACCACCGAAGUUGAUUAUCAACAAGUAUAUUCAGCGUCGGCGGUAUUUUUUCCAUUAUAUGAAAGAUUUUUGAGCAGACUUAUUUCGAAACUUAAAUAUUCCAUUUUUUGACAAUAUGUUAGGUUUAAAUUUCAGUUCUGCACGAAAGUCAUCUCAUGGAAAGUUUGAAAUGACUUUAGUGUCUCUAACCUACUGGAAAUUUAUGGUUGUUCGAAAAUGGUAGAAGUCGUCUAUAGGUAAACCUUUCUACUGAUGCAUUCAACAGUAUAGUAUGGCUUCUUCUGAACCAUUUAUUACUUUAAUUUAUUUGCCAUGCCAGAAAGACAUUCUGUACGACGUAGUUCUGCGUAUCUCCCUUUUCGGAAGUUCCAGAAGCACGAUUUGAAUAUCUUUUUCGGACAACUAUAAGAAAUUUCGAAUAGGAAAGUGUCUCACAUUAUAAAAUGGUGACUAUAAAUGCCUUUUAGCGUGAAUAUAUUAUAUCAAAUUGUUGUAUUUUAUAUGUAAGGGAAAGACGUUGGACAAUUCCAUCUCACUCGUAUUGUUCGGCAAAGAGUCCGAAGUUUUUCCCGGAAUACAACGUAUUCUUGUUCGUAAAAUAUCUGUGACUUGUAAAUCAUGUUUUAUUAUAAAGUUAGAUGUUUGAACAAUUGCUUUGUGGGAAAUUGUUAUUUUCAGAAAAUAUUUUAAAACCACAAAAAUACAAAAAAAUACCAUACACAUUGUAUAUUUAUAAUGUAAUUCUGAAGUAUACCAGUAUUUAUUAUACUGUGGACUACAUGAAAAUGUU